Hypanus sabinus (Atlantic stingray) is the source of this 2613-nucleotide messenger RNA. RefSeq names its product gastrula zinc finger protein XlCGF8.2DB-like. Gene Ontology annotation, biological process: regulation of transcription by RNA polymerase II; central nervous system development. Gene Ontology annotation, cellular component: nucleus. The record is from RefSeq and is a predicted model, not a curated record. Gene Ontology annotation, molecular function: DNA-binding transcription factor activity, RNA polymerase II-specific; RNA polymerase II cis-regulatory region sequence-specific DNA binding. The transcript has 4 exons. Lineage: Eukaryota; Metazoa; Chordata; Chondrichthyes; Myliobatiformes; Dasyatidae. The coding region runs from base 1813 to 2613 and encodes 266 amino acids.
AAGGAGAACGUCCCAGGUUGUGGGAAUCUUUGAUUUCACUGCCUGCUUUACCGAGGACUGAUCUGGAUCCAAAGGACUGUGCAGAUCCUCGCAGUUACCAUGCAAAGCGUGAAGUGUCCGGAUGGGAAAUUCUCUAUAGUGUGUUGAUAAAAAUUUGACCUGCAGUGAGAGAUUUAUUGGAAGAAAACCCACGACUGAAGACAAGGGAACAGCAACAAGUGAACCAGCCCGAGGAUUGAGAGCAUCAACUGGAGAGGACCCAUCUGACUCGGAGAUUCCAGUGAUUCAGUCAGGAGAAAGUUGUGCUGUCCUCGGUUUGCGUACGGUGUUUCUCCUGCUGUCGUUUUCGGCGCCCAUCCACCCAUUCACGCUCUGUUUUUAAUGUCUCCCAACCUUUGGUGUUCCUUCUGCAGUACUUACCUCUAUACUGGUGAUUGCCAACCUGUCGAUUGUGAUCGACUAGUCUAUCUUUGAGACUUCGCCAGUAGAUCCCGGGAAAAAGAAAGGAAGAAAGAAACUGUUGAGAGAUUGUUUCCGGGUUGUGGGGUUUCAGUUCCAUUCUUUCUACAUGCGUGUAACUACACAGUGUCCCCAACCACUGGGCCGCGAGGAAACAACCUGAGUCAGCUGCACCUUUCCUCGUUCCCUGUCAGCCCACUGUUGAACUUGAGUGCAUGCGAGGUCAUCAGUCGCCGAACCGCAGUGGCACCCUCGUGCCAGAGAUCACCGGUUGGCCUCGGGUGGCCGGUGGGAAGUGCCGUCACUACUGGCCUGGAGUGCUGCUUCUAAACCUGUUUAGCACACUGAAUGUUCGUGGGGAAUCCAGUGCUAAAAUGUUCGCAGACGACCUAAUUCGGGCUCAGCGUUUCAUAGGUAUCAGAGCAGCUACCGUGCUGUGAUCUACUGAAACAAACUUUUGUCGGCUGAUAGGUCCUACAAGGGGGGGGCGGGCACGUGCCCUGUCACACUCCUUGCUCGGCCGGUCACUCUCUCCGGACUGUGACUGCCGCGGCCCCGGCACAGGGACCUCCGGUCCUGACAUUGUCCUCUCACCCGACCCUCGAACAACCAAACCAAGCCAAGGCAUCUGGCGGCGGGCCGGCAGGAGGCUGUCCAAUGAGGCAAUGAAGCCCUCAAAACUGCUUCGGUACCCCAAGUCCAAGCACCCUGCACUUAAACGCAAACGUGUUGAGCUUUUUCAGCGGAGAAAACUUGAGCAGCGCGGGACAGGAGCUAAGUGCCGGGAGCCAUGAAAAGUAAAUUACAGAAUGGACUGGACAUAAGGAACCAGCUUCGAGUAUCGCUGUAUUCCCAUCGUGUUUAACACCCCCACCCACCCCAUCCCCCGUCGGCCGGUCCGCAAGAAUAUUGUCAAUAUUAAACCGUUCUGUGGUGCAAAAAAAGGGUUAAAAACAAGAAGGAAUUUGUCUCCAGGAAGUUCAAACAUGGCACACCAGUUUGGUUGUUUCUGUCCAGAUAUUUAAGAAGUGGAGCAAGGGAUUCAAUCGAUCAUCCUUCCUGCUCAGAUUGUGGGGAGGGAUUCACUCGGUCAUUUUACCAACUGGCACGCCCUUCAUUUUACACAGGAGAAAGUCUAUUCACCUGCUCAAAUAGAGGGAAUGGAUUCACUCGGUUAUCACAAUUGAAGGUACAUCAGCACAUUCACACUGGGCAAGGCCAUUCACCUGUUCUGUGUGUGAGAAAGGAAUCAGUCAGUCUUCCCACCUGUGGACACACCAGUCAGUUCACUCUGGGCAGAGGCUGGUGAUCUGCUGAAUAUCUGGGAAAGGAUUCACUCAGUCAUCUGACCUAAUGGCACACCAGCGUGUUCACACUGGGGAGAGGCUGUUCACCUGCUCAGAGUGUGGAAAGGGAUUCACUCGGUCAUCCACCUUACUGGUACAUCAGCGAGUUCACACUGGGGAGAAGCCGUACACCUGCUCAGUCUGUGGGAAGAGAUUCACUGAGUCAUCCACCUUACAGAAUCAUCAGCGAGUUCAUACUGGGGAGAAGCCGUUCACCUGCUCAGAAUGUGGGAAGGGAUUCAGACAGGUAUCCCAUCUACUGAGUCAUCAGCGAGUUCACACUGGGGAGAAGCCGUUCACCUGCUCAGAAUGUGGGAAGAGAUUCGCUCACUCAUCCAACCUACUUAGUCAUCAGCGAGUUCACACUGGAGAGAGGCCAUUCACCUGCUCAGAGUGUGGGAAGGGAUUCACUCGGUCAUCUCAACUACUGACACACCAGCAAGUUCACACUGGGGAGUGGCCUUUCACCUGCUCAGAAUGUGGGAAGAGAUUCACUCAGUCAUCCAAUCUACAGAGACAUCAUCGAGUUCAUAUUGGGAAGAAGCCGUUUACCUGCUCAGAAUGUGGGAAGAGAUUCGCUCACUCAUCCAACCUACAGAGUCAUCAGCGAGUUCACACUGGGGAGAAGCCGUUCACUUGCUCAAACUGUGGGAAGAGAUUCACUCGGUUAGCUAACCUACAGAGACAUCAGCAAGUUCACACUGGGGAGAAGCCAUUCACCUGCUCGGUCUGUGGGAAAGGAUUCACUCAGUCAUCCCAAAUACUGGAACACAAGUCAGUUCAUAGUGGGGAGUGGCCAUUGUUAUGA